AUGUUGCACGGGAGGACGAGGCUUGUGAUUCGCGCCCAGAAGACAGGGCCACAGGGCACCGUCCGCCUGAGGCAGGGAUCCCGCCCCGCGUCGCCGCUGCCCCAGCUUGGCGGCCUCGGGCUGUUUGGCACCCUGAGCUCGAAAGCGCCCCAGCUUGGCGGCGCCAAGGACCCCCGCACUGUGUUUGUGGCCGGCUCGACGGGCGUGCUGGGCGUGCGUAUUGUGAGGGAGCUCCUGGCGUUGGGCUUCAAGGUCCGCGCCGGAGCCAGAGAUGUGGCCGCCGCAAAGGAGAGCGCCAACACCGCCGCAGCCAUCGGCCUACUGGACCAAGGUGCGCCCGCGGCCGCGGGGCCGAUCCGGGGCGGCGGGGGGCGGCGGAUUGCGCUGCUGCGGCCACCCCGCGGCGGCAGGGCUUUCGCGUGCGCGGAUGCCUCCCUGUCGCGGCUGUCGGUCGUUGAGUUUGACCUGGAGGAUGUGGACAGCCUGGCGCCCGCCAUCGGCAACGCCGGCAAGGUCGUCUGCACUGUGGGGGCGCGCGAGGCGCUGGAGCCGUCCGCCCCCAAGCGCAUCGACGGUGAAGGCACCAUCGCGCUCAUCGAGGCGGCCGCAGCGGCCGGGGUGCAGCAGUUUGUUCUCGUCUCGUCGCUCGGCACCGGAAAGAUCGGGUUCCCGGCCAGCGUGCUCAACCUGUUCUGGGGGGUGCUCGUGUUCAAGCGCCAGGCCGAGGAGGCGCUGGAGCGCAGCGGGAUGAGCUACACCAUCGUGCGACCGGGCGGCAUGGAGCGGCCGACGGAUACCUACAAGCGCACUCACAAUCUGGUGCUCAAGCCGCGGGACAGCCUGUUCGGGGGCCAAGUCAGCCGCCUGCAGGUCGCAGAGCUCGUGGCUGCGCUGGCGUCCAGCCCCGGCCUGGCUGAAAACAAGUGUAUCGAGGUGGUGGCUGAGGAGGGGGCGGCCGCGGCUGACCUGGAGGACCUGCUGAGAACCAUCCCCGCCGAGAUCACCAAGGAGGCCCAGGAGGAGGCCCGGGCGGCGCUGGCCGACAGCCGCCGCGAGCUUGAUGCGGCGCGUGCUGCGGCCGACGAGGCCAGGGAGGUGUUCGAGGAGGCCAGCGAAAAGGCUGCUGAGCUGGAGGCUGCCCUGUCAGAGGCCAAGUCGGAGGAGAGGGCGGCGCGCGCGGACGCGGCGGCGGUGCUCAAGGAGGGCAAGGCGGCGCAGCAGGCGCUGGCGGCUGCAGAGGGCAGGCUGGAGAAGGCGUCCCGGGAGGAGGCGGCCGCAAGGGCCGUGCUCGACGCGGCCAAGAAGGCGGCAGCUGCCGGGCAGCUGCUCAGCGCCAAGGAGCUGCAGGCGGUCGCGCAGGAGGCGCUGCGCCCCAAGCCGCAGCAGCAGGCCGCGACCUCGCGCCCGGCGUCGCCGUUUGGCGUUUUCACUCAGAAGCAGCGCGCCGAGUCCCCCGCGCCCGCCGCGGCGGCGGCCGCGGCCACCGCGUCGUCGCGCGCCGCAUCCCCGCUGGCUGCGUUGUUUGGUGGCCCCAAGGCGGCCGAGCCAGUCGAGGAGGAGGAGGAGGAGGAGGAGGAGGUUGUGGUGUCGCGCCCCACCUCGCCAUUUGCCGCGCUCUUCGGCGGCGGCGCCAAGCAGCAGCAGCAAGAGGAGGCAGAGGAAGAGGAGGUAGAGGAGGAGGAGGCCCCAGCACCCGCGGCGCGCGCGUCGCCGUUCGGCGGCCUGUUCGGCGCGCCAAAGGCCGCGGCGCCCGCGCCCGUGGCGCCGGCAAAGGCGCCCGAGCCGGCACCCGAGCCGGCGCCCGCGCCCGCGCCCGUGCCGGCCGCCAAGCCGGCGGGGCUGUUUGGCGGGCUGUUUGGCGGUGGCGCGGCGCUGCAAGUGGAGGAUGACUCCAAGAUCUCACCCGCGGCGGCGCCGGCGGCGGCCGCCGGCCGCGACGACGGCGCGCGGCGGGAGGCGCUGGAGGUGGCAAAGGCGGCGGCGAAGGAGCAGCUGGCGGCGGCAGCGGAGAAGGAACAGUCGGAGCGGGACGCACUGGACCGCAUCAGGGCGGAGCGCGAGGCUGACGCUAAGACGGCCUCCGAUGCCAAGGCGGCGGCAGAAGCCGAGGCGCUCGCGAAGUCCAAGGCUGCGGCGUCCGAGGCCCGGAGGGCGUCCGAGGAGAAGGCGGCGUCCGAGGCGGAGGCGGCCGCGGAGUCCAAGGCGGCGGCGGAGGCGGAGGCUGCUGCGGAGGCGGAGGCGGCGGCAAAGGCGCGCGCGGCGGCGGAGGCGGAGAGGGCGUGGGCGGCGGCGGCGGCAGACGUGAAGGCCAAGGCGGACCGCGCGGCCGAGAAGAUAAGGGCAGAGGCCGCCGCGGCGGCCGAGGCGGCGGCCGAGGCGGAGGUCAAGUCCAGGGAUGACGGCGUCAGGUCUAAGCUGGCAGAGGCGAAGCGCAAGGCCGAGGAUGCGAAGCGGAAGGCCGAGGAGGUCGCGGCGGCGGCGGCUGCGGCGGCGGGGGGUAGCUCGGACAGCGACGGGGCGGGCGCUGGGGCCGGGGAGGGGGAGGCGCCGGCGAACGUGCAGGAGGCGGCCGCGUGGGUUGCGGAGUGGAAGGCCAAGCAGAGCAGCAGCUGA
Monoraphidium neglectum is the source of this 2613-nucleotide messenger RNA. RefSeq lists its product as hypothetical. Bases 1 to 2613 code for a protein of 870 amino acids. The transcript has 14 exons. The record is from RefSeq and is a predicted model, not a curated record. NCBI's taxonomy places the organism in Eukaryota, Viridiplantae, Chlorophyta, Chlorophyceae, Sphaeropleales, Selenastraceae.